This is a messenger RNA of Mesocestoides corti, 1653 nucleotides long. The record is from the annotation of a GenBank genome assembly. NCBI's taxonomy places the organism in Eukaryota, Metazoa, Platyhelminthes, Cestoda, Cyclophyllidea, Mesocestoididae.
CUGGAUGAGGAAACAGGCAAAAUUUCCGUUGGAACCGAAGGACUGGAUAGAGAACGACUAGAAGCCUUCGAACUCCUCGUCGAAGUGGUUGACGGUGGAAAACGCGACUCUGGCAGAGGUAUCCCCGUGUCUGGCUAUCCGCAGCGCCAAUGGACUCCGUCAACCAAUCGACUUACAGCUCAGACAACUGUUCAGAUUAGCAUUCAGGAUGAGAACGAUAAUCAGCCAAAGUUUAUCUAUCCCAAGAGUGAUGUUGUGGGCAAGGUCACGUUGACCUGCAGUGACAUCCAGCACCUUCCAUUAGUGGUUCUGCAAGUUGUCGCCAACGACUCCGACAAGGGGCCGAACGCGGAGCUUGAGUAUUCCGUGAAAUUUGACAACGAAACCCAGCAGAUGGUUAUCAGCAAGAAAGGUGAGGAUAACAAGACCCAAUUGGCGCCUGAUGCCCCAUGGUUUGAGAUUGAGCCACGUUCAGGGGAGAUAAGCCUUGUGGCGGUGGAUGAAGUGUUCUCGCGCUGUCAGACGAGCGAUAAAAGGGGCAAGCGCGAACUGGGCAAAUACGGCCUCGUUGUGAGUGCCACCGACAAAGGCGAACCGAAGCUGUCUGCUACAGCUUCUAUACAAGUGCGCUUCACCACAUCUGACCAGGAGCUUCUGGAAUCGGUAAGACUAUGUGUCCAGUCUAGUUUUUCAAUACCUCAGCAGUCAUUUAAAAAUUGGUGCUAUUCACGCCCCGUAUCUUCUCACGAAGCUGGUCGUGGGCCAACGGGGUUGUUGUCCUCUUCCUCUGCUGAGAUAGGACCAGCCUCCCGAUUCGAAGCCAUUAUCUCGACACACGAUAGCCGUCAACAGUGGACGCACGAGGUAGGCGGUGAAAACGCCAAUCUCGACACAUCUGGACCCCAUUCCACCGACCGUUUUGCCAUAUUCUCUUCUCCCGCGGCAUUCUGGGCAGCGACUAUCUGUCUGGCCAUCGCAACCACGAUCCUCCUCGGCCUCAUAUUCACCUUCGUUAUGAUGGCCUUCAAGCGGAGAGCGAAACCGACAGCAUCGAAUGCUGGCGAGGAAGAACGACCAACGCCGGGGAGUCUCUACUCCGCGGCGGCCGUUUGUGCUCCGGGAAACCCUGGGCAGGCCUGUUUGUCAAUUGACGCAAGCAACCUGCCCCCGGGUGACGCGAAAACUCUCCGUCUUGCCACCUAUCCCGAACCUGUUGUGAACAAAAAGGUGCGCAUCUGCUACUCCGGUUCCCCUCCUGAUGGCAGCUUUUACGAGUGGCCUCAAGUGAAAUUCGAACCUGGUCGAAAGACGCCGGCAUUAAUGCCCCAUCAGGUAAUGCAAGACGAUGAGCAGACGUACCACUAUGGCCGCAUGAGACUUCGCGAUGCCUCAGCCCUCGGUCCAGAGAUUGUGGUGAAUGGUUUUGACGUGUAUCAGCCUCUGCUAGCUGUCGCAAACAAUACCGGCGGUAGUGGCACGGCUGCAUGGAUGCACUCACAUGGCCACAGUUUCAAUUCCAAGGCAAGUGACAGGACUGUGAGUGAAAAUUUGGAAUUAACCGCCGCGAAGGACGGUAAGACGCUGCUAGGUGAAGAAAACGAAAAGAGUUCAAAUUGUAACCACAAGCAGAAAUUCGAGACCAGCUUUGUGUAA